AUGGUUUUCAGGAUCGCUGCUCUCUCCGCCUUGAUGGCAAUUGUUCUUACUGAGUCUAACCCUAGAUAUAGUCUCCCUGUUCCCGCCUAUAAUGCCCCCGCACCCGCUCCUUCGGGACCAGUGCAGUAUAACUUCAACUACGUCGUGGAAAAUAACAUUGGGAACGAUUCCGGCCACGAAGAAAACCGGAAUCGAUACGACUCUCAGGGUACUUUCUUUGUUCAGCUUCCUGACGGUCGUUUGCAGACUGUAACCUAUAAUGUGAACGGCGAUUCCGGUUUCGUAGCCGAUGUAGCCUACCAAGGAGAGGCCCAGUAUCCUGCCCAACAGCCAGCUCGAUCCUACCAACCUGCUUCCACCCCUGCAUACGGUUAA
Molecule: messenger RNA, 375 nt
Organism: Penaeus indicus
Lineage: Eukaryota; Metazoa; Arthropoda; Malacostraca; Decapoda; Penaeidae
Exons: 3
Coding region: 1-375 (124 amino acids)
Cellular component (GO): extracellular matrix
Source: RefSeq, a predicted model, not a curated record